ACAAAAGUGAACGUCGUUGCGUGCGCGUGAGUGGCAGUACGUCUCGAAGCGUGAGCCGCGCGUGUCGUGCGUAUCGUAGUAUCGUGAUGCUUAGAUGGUGCUUGGUGGUGUUGCUCGCGGGCUCGGUAGCGGCGGGUGGCCGCCUGCCCCGAACCUCCCCGCCCUCUCCCCCAACCCCUGCGCCUUCAGCGGCCCCCAGGCUGCCCCAGCGGAACCUCACCCUCGCCUCCAGAUCUUCAGUACGAAACAGAGAGCAGUACAUAUUCAACGUGUUUGAAGUAAUAGUGAGUACGCUAGAAACGAAACUACAAAGGAUAGAGAACUUGGACAAGGCCGUGGAACACUUAAUGAGGAGAGUUGAAGCGCUCGACUCGAGAGUAAACGACAACAUACACAAAACUGAUGCUAUCAUAUCAAAACUGGGGAACCUCGACCUAAAACUGUUCAGUCACAUCGGACAGAACGACGAGCAAACUGUUACCGAAGCCAGCGCUAAGAGACAAGAAAAUAAAAAUAAAAUCAGUGACGCACAGUUGCUUGACCGAAAACUCGAGUCACUAGAUCAAAAAGUGUCAAACAUCGACACCAAACUGGUAGGCCUUAAGAAUCAGAUCGACAGUAACUUUUUGCCCGUCGAUGACAUCAAUGCCGAGGCCAGUGAAAAGAAACCUAUCAAUUUGAACGUUAUAGAAAUUGCAAAAGGUUUGAACACCGAGGUUGUCAAUGAAAUCACUAAAGAAGUGGAUCAACUGAGGAGUUCUGUGUCUACAGUUGAUCGUAAACUACAAUUCCAUAUAAAUCUUGUUUCGGAGAAUUUAGGCAAAGUACUUUACAUGAUGGCCGACGUUCACGCCGCUAUUGUUGAGCCUGAAGAUGCUUCUAUUAACGUCAACAGUUUGUUCAAGAACCGCACAGCAACAAGCACGGCGGCCCCUGUCACGAAAAAUAGUAAAAUCGAUACCCUCGUCAACAAAAUCAUACCUAUGAUGAGUGUAUCUGAAAAGAUGGAUGAAGUAUGGGAUGUAGUGGUCGGUACAAAGAGUUCAGUAGAUGAUUUGGUUCCUAAGUCUGAUGAGCUUCUCACGCAAACUCAAAGGCAAGAACGUGCUAUCGGUCAGAUCCACAAUGACUUGCGUCUCAAGACCAAUCUGAUCAUUGAGAAUUUAGAUAUGGUGGAGAAGCGGUUGAAGAAGCAGGAAGACGACGUGGCGACGCUGGCGCAGCGGCCCGUGCCGGCCGAGCUGCUGCUGGACCCCACCAUCGACCGGCUGGUGGAGUACGCACCCAACCGGUACCGCGUGGACGAGCCCGACGCCGACCCCACCACCAGCACCGUGGCCGCCACCACGCCGCCCACCUCCACACUAAACAACAGCCCGAGCACGAGCACGAGCGCCACGCUGAGCGCGAGCGGCGCCACGGUGACCGUGACCCCGGCGGCCGGCAGCACCUCGCCGCGCCCCGCCAGCCGCAAGGGCGGCAUCAUCUUCCCCAGCGUCAAGAACAAGCCCAUCAUCGGCAAUAACACUUUCGCUUCGGAAAUCGUCGCCAACUAUAAAGACGUGAAAGGGUAUUCGUGCGUGGACCUGAUGAAUGGAGGUAUGCGCGAGUCUGGAGUAUACUACCUGCAGAUCAGAGGGACCACGUAUUGGUUCUUGAAGGUGUUCUGCGAGCAAAAUGUCGCCGAUGGUGGUUGGACUGUGAUUCACCGUCGAGACGACUACGGUAUCCCCGCUGAAAAUUUCAACCGUGACUGGAACGAUUACAAGAACGGUUUCGGCGACCCCAGUAAGGAAUUCUGGUUGGGCAACGAAAAUAUAUACAUGCUGACCAAUAAUGACGACUAUAUGCUCCGGGUUGAACUUGAAGAUUUCGACGGGAACAAGAGGUACGCCCAGUAUUCGCACUUCAAGAUAUAUUCUGAAGCGGAAUACUAUAAGCUGGAGAUAGAUGGUUACGAGGGUAAUGCUGGAGACUCCCUCAACGACCCCUGGUACGGCUCAAACAACAGCCCCUUCUCUACUUACAACAGGGACAACGACAGAUCUUCGCUGAACUGCGCGUCCAUGCUGAAGGGUGGCUGGUGGUGGAAGUCCUGCGGCCGCGGCCUCAAUGGACUCUACCUGCAUGAUCCUCAAGACCUCACUGCCAGACAAGGCAUCGUGUGGUUCCGCUGGCGAGGCUGGGACUACACGCUGAAGCGAGCGUCCAUGAUGAUAAAGCCCAAAGGCCUGCUGCCCAACACGUGAAGGGGCGGCUUCCUCGCGACAUCACUACUUAACCAGCCUCUGUUCACUCAUUAUCCGGAUUCGACCUCAACUAUAGCGGCCUUCACACCCAAAGGCCCCGACAACAUAUACGUCUACUUUUCUUAUAACAUUUACUUUAAAAAUUGAACGUUAUAAAUUAAGAAAUGUUAAGUUAUGUUGUCGGUGUACUUGGGUUUGGGCUAUGCAAAUCUUCGAUACUCGACUAUGGUCUCAAAGACUACCUAUUCAUAGAGUAUGAAUCCAGACUUAUUGUUUAAUAGAUUAGCUUAUCCAAAGUUGGCUACUACUGACUGUAAAACAGACAGAAUGUAUGUUAUAAAAGAGACUUCAGAGUAGCAAAGGCAUUUCACAACAAAAAAACAGGGACACUGACAUUUUUUUACAGUGAAAGACCAACAUCGUAGCAUAUCGAAGAUUUGCGUAACUAAGUACGAACGGCCUAGUACCAAGAAAGCGUUAUAAAUUAAACUGAAGCAACUAAUCUGUGAUACUAUUCAACCGUACUCUUGCAGUCGUACAAAAUGAUCAGGUCGGAAACUGCUCAGCGAAUCCAUGUAAUGACAUCGAACAUAGCAGGCAGCUAAGCUCAAUAUAUGUACCUAUCUCUGUAAAUAAUUACUCGUAAUUCAUCAUCAUAACACGUCACCGCAUCUUCGCCAUUCAAGUCAAUGAGCCCGAUGUAAAUACCAGAUGCUACUACGAUUGUGCCACAUCACACCCCAAAUUCAUUAAUUUAUUACUCAUGUAAACUUGAUACAUAAAAAAUCUUUCGUUAAUUAGGUUUAUAAUUUAGAUGUAAGUAAAUUUUUGUAAUAAGAUGUAAAUAAUUACUAUUAUACAGCGAUCGAUGAGACGCAAACAAAAUGACAAUACUUAUUAUGUAACGUAACAUGACAGCCGAAUGUCUGGGAAACAAUUUAAUUUUACAUUAUUAUAUAAACGCACUAACUUUCGAAAUAUUUUAUAAUAUUAUUAUAUUAUACUGCUUGAAUGUAUAAAUUGAAUUAUAACUAUGUAUAGUUGCACAUUGUUCUAUAUACAUUAACCACUAUGUUACCACUAUAUUCACAUCAAUGUACCUGAUAUAUACCUGUGUAGCAGCCAGUUCGUAACACAUUAUUUAUAACUAUGUAUAGUACAGACACAUUAUAUACGAAUAUAUGAUUAAACUACAAACAAUUUGCACAACUAUAACAAAUUUAUUGAAAGUCACUCGAAACUCCGUGACGCCUUGACUAACAACCUAAGUAAGUAAAGAUGGUGUCGAGCAAUGUUCUACAACAAUCCAAACUGUACUAAAUUCUUAUAUUCUUUAGAUUGUCUAUGAACUAUUGCUUGACAUGUAACUGUGCUCGGUUAUAAGUUACAUACACGAAUAUUGUUAGUAAAUAAAUGUACGUAUUUUUA
Helicoverpa armigera (cotton bollworm) is the source of this 3677-nucleotide messenger RNA. Its product is annotated as angiopoietin-related protein 2. The record is from RefSeq and is a predicted model, not a curated record. The coding region runs from base 87 to 2249 and encodes 720 amino acids. NCBI's taxonomy places the organism in Eukaryota, Metazoa, Arthropoda, Insecta, Lepidoptera, Noctuidae. The transcript has 8 exons.